Penicillium subrubescens is the source of this 237-nucleotide messenger RNA. RefSeq names its product putative small nuclear ribonucleoprotein SmG. Lineage: Eukaryota; Fungi; Ascomycota; Eurotiomycetes; Eurotiales; Aspergillaceae. Gene Ontology annotation, biological process: spliceosomal snRNP assembly; mRNA splicing, via spliceosome. Gene Ontology annotation, molecular function: RNA binding. Gene Ontology annotation, cellular component: U2-type prespliceosome; catalytic step 2 spliceosome; U4 snRNP. The record is from RefSeq and is a predicted model, not a curated record. The coding region runs from base 1 to 237 and encodes 78 amino acids. The transcript is spliced from 4 exons.
AUGCCUCAAGCACAGCCAGAAUUGAAGAAGUACAUGGAGAAGCGGGUCUUCUGCCAACUGAACGGCAACCGCAAAGUCAUUGGUAUCCUCCGUGGCUACGAUGUCUUCAUGAACAUUGUCCUUGAUGAGGCUUUCGAGGAAAAGGCCGGUGGUGAGAAGGUUUCUAUUGGCAUGGUGGUCAUCCGCGGAAACUCGGUGGUCAUGCUGGAGGCCCUCGAGCGGAUUAACGACAAAUAA